GCGUUGCAGUCCAAUUCUGCGUUCAAUUACAUUCUAAACGUUGGCGAGUAAACAACCUAGGCGGAUAAAGUGAGGCACGCAGUAAAGUAAUACAUUCUACAACACUCACAACAACAACAGUAGCAGCAAUCAGCGCGCAAAUAAAAUCAACAAAAUUGAGAAAUAAAAAGGAACUUAGCCAUUCUUCGCAAUGGUUUUGCUGCGCGUUAUAAAAUAUCUUGUGGGUUGUGUAGUGCGUCUGUGCGAGGAACUAAACCAGAAUAUGCUGUCAUGGAAAAUGCUCAAAUACCGAGUGUUGCAAGAAAGCUGACUACUGAGCGCACAAUAAUUCGCAUGCCAUUUAUUGCCGUGGAUGAAUUGCUGAAUAUAUUUGAAAUGAUGUAGCGGAGUUGGGAAAGUGUUGAAGUUCGUAACUUAAGUCUUUCAUUUUUGUGAGUGCAACUUGAAAGAAAUAGCAAAAGUAAAUAAUUUUAAAGAAAAAAAAUCCAAUACAAAUUUAUUGAGUUUGUAAAU
Messenger RNA from Anastrepha ludens (Mexican fruit fly), 513 nucleotides. RefSeq lists its product as uncharacterized. NCBI's taxonomy places the organism in Eukaryota, Metazoa, Arthropoda, Insecta, Diptera, Tephritidae. The transcript has 2 exons. The record is from RefSeq and is a predicted model, not a curated record. The coding region runs from base 191 to 310 and encodes 39 amino acids.